AUGUCUUGGCAAGCAUACGUCGACCAAAGCCUCGUCGGCACCGGCAACGUCGACAAAGCCGCCAUCUUCAGCGCCGCCGGCGACAGCGUCUGGGCCACAUCCCCCUCCUUCCAAAUCUCCCCCGCCGAAAUGACCUCCAUCACCACCGCCUACAAAGACACCGCCGACGUAAAACAAGUCCAGUCCACAGGCCUCCACAUCGCCGGCGAGAAAUACGUCGUGCUAAAAGCCGACGACCGCUCGAUCUACGGAAAGAAGGGACGGGAGGGAGUUGUGAUUGUCAAGACGCAGCAGGCUAUCCUUGUGGCGCACUAUCCGGAGAGUGUGCAGCCUGGUAGUGCCGCGAACACGGUUGAGCAGUUGGGGGAUUAUUUGAUCAAGGUUGGAUACUAG
Molecule: messenger RNA, 393 nt
Organism: Fulvia fulva
Lineage: Eukaryota; Fungi; Ascomycota; Dothideomycetes; Mycosphaerellales; Mycosphaerellaceae
Product: Profilin
Exons: 4
Coding region: 1-393 (130 amino acids)
Cellular component (GO): cell cortex
Molecular function (GO): actin monomer binding
Source: RefSeq, a predicted model, not a curated record